AUGUCGUCGCCGUUGCUAGAGACCAGAGCUCCGGCGCACACCCAACAACACCAAAACCUCAAUAACGGUCAGAUUUCUCACCCUUUCUCGUUCGACUUUUCUGGGUUCUCGUUGCAAAAUCAAUCCGAGCAAUAUCAAAGCUUGUCCCACACCAUGAACCCAUCAAAUGCUGGUGAUGUAACUUCUGGUUUUUCGAAUUCUAACGACAUAAACUCCAAUUUUGGCUUCAAUACCUCGUCCCUUUCGCGGCAGGGGUCCGGUCUUGCGAGACCGAGAUUUGUGAAGGUGAGAAGAGGCUUGAAUGCUCAGAAUUUUAAACCCCCAGAGUCCCCAGAAACCGGGUUUCGUCCUGGAUUCAAUCCGUUUCGAACCAAUUUGGAGAGUUCAAUUCCAGUCCCAUCCGGGUUAGAAACGGGGACUUCAGUCUCUGGGGAAUUUGGGACCCCUAAGAGUGGGAAUGAAGGAAAAAUGUUCGGGGCCAAUAGGAGUGAUUCGAAUGCAAAUUCGGGGAAAUGGGAUUCUAAUGCGAGUUUGAGGAAAGGAGUGAUUGAUGAAAUGAGGAAUUUGAAAAUCGGGAGUGGCAAUGAGUUUCUGAAUACCAAAGAGGGUGCUUUCAGUUUUAAUGCAAGAAGUAGGGUGAGUUCGAGUUCAGCUGCGGGGUUGGAUAAAGGUGGUUUCGUCUUUGGUAAUGGUUAUAGGAAGAAUUCUAGUAUUGAUGAAAGCAUUGGGUCAAAGCUUCCCGAGGAUAUGAUGAAGUUGAACAUUGAAGGUCCCGAGAACGCUGAAUCUGUUGAGAAAGGUAAGGAUGUAAAGUUUAAUGUAACUGCAACUGACAAGACCAAGUUUGGUCUGGGGAAUAAUGACAAUGUGGGUGGUUCUUUGGGCCAAAACCUGGAAUCGGAACUCCCAAAUGAGUUGAAGAAGUUGAACAUUAAGGAGACUGUGCAGCUGGAUCGCACUCGGAAAAUAUACUUCCAGAUUUGA
This is a messenger RNA of Prunus armeniaca (apricot), 984 nucleotides long. The record is from the annotation of a GenBank genome assembly. Lineage: Eukaryota; Viridiplantae; Streptophyta; Magnoliopsida; Rosales; Rosaceae.